Molecule: messenger RNA, 2210 nt
Organism: Menidia menidia (Atlantic silverside)
Lineage: Eukaryota; Metazoa; Chordata; Actinopteri; Atheriniformes; Atherinopsidae
Source: the annotation of a GenBank genome assembly
UGAUGGAUAAUGCUCAUACGAAGACAGUGGAGGAGGUUUUGGGCUUCUUCGGCGUGAAUGAAUCUACAGGUCUGAGUUGUGAGCAGCUGAGGAAAAACAGAGACAAAUGGGGACCCAACGAACUACCAGCAGAGGAAGGGAAGUCGCUCUGGGAACUGGUCCUGGAACAGUUUGAAGAUCUGUUAGUUCGAAUCCUGCUGUUGGCGGCAUGCAUCUCUUUUACUUUGGCGUGGUUUGAAGAAGGGGAGGGGACCAUCACAGCCUUUGUUGAACCCUUCGUCAUCCUCCUCAUCCUCAUCGCUAACGCGAUUGUUGGAGUUUGGCAGGAGCGAAACGCAGAGAACGCCAUCGAGGCUUUAAAGGAGUACGAGCCUGAAAUGGGCAAAGUGUACCGGCAGGACAAGAAGAGCGUCCAGAGAGUCAAAGCUCGAGACAUUGUUCCUGGAGACAUUGUUGAAGUUGCUGUUGGUGAUAAGGUCCCAGCCGACAUCAGGCUGACAUCCAUCCGAUCCACCACCCUGAGGGUGGAUCAGUCCAUUCUGACGGGGGAGUCCGUGUCAGUCCUCAAACACACAGACCCUGUACCAGACCCCAGAGCUGUUAACCAGGACAAAAAGAACAUGCUGUUCUCAGGUACCAACAUUGCAGCCGGUCGGGCCAUUGGGGUCGUCGUAGCGACAGGGGUGCAGACGGAAAUCGGGAAAAUCCGAGAUGAGAUGGCCUCUACUGACCCCGAGCGGACCCCACUUCAACAGAAGCUCGACCAUUUGAUUUGUGUGGCCGUGUGGGCCAUCAACGUGGGCCACUUCAACGACCCGGUCCACGGAGGCAGCUGGCUGAGAGGAGCCGUUUACUACUUCAAGAUUGCCGUGGCACUGGCUGUAGCUGCCAUACCAGAGGGUAAAGCCCCCCCCAUGAUCGCCACGCUGUGUAUUUCCGCUUUAUGUUUCGGAGCUGGUUUCGUGCGAACGAGGCCAGAUAAUGUAACAGAUGGAUUCGGCCGCUCGCUGUGUUCCCUCUCAGGACUCCCAGCUGUCAUCACUACCUGCCUGGCCCUGGGCACCAGGAGGAUGGCCAGGAAAAACGCCAUCGUUCGCAGCCUGCCGUCGGUGGAGACGCUGGGCUGCACCUCGGUCAUAUGCUCGGACAAAACGGGCACGCUCACCACAAACCAGAUGUCGGUGUGCAGGAUGUUUGUAGUGGAUAAUGUGUCAGGAGAUCACUGCACCAUGAACGAGUUCACAGUGACUGGAUCUACUUAUGCCCCUGAAGGGGAAGUCUACAAGGACGGCUCACUGGUGAAGUCCAGUCAGUAUGAAGGCCUGGUGGAGCUGGCCUCCAUCUGUGCGCUAUGCAAUGACUCAUCGCUGGACUACAAUGAGGGAAAGGGUGUGUAUGAGAAGGUUGGAGAGGCAACAGAGACCGCCCUCUGCUGUCUGGUGGAGAAAAUGAACGCGUUUGACACCGACCUGAGGGGCCUGAGCCCCGUAGAGAGAGCCACGGCCUGUUGUUCUGUGAUUAAGCAGCUAAUGAGGAAGGAGUUGACUCUUGAGUUCUCCCGAGACAGAAAGUCCAUGUCCGUCUUCUGUUCAUCCAACAAACUCACCAGGUCAAGCACUGGAGCGAAGAUGUUUAUCAAGGGAGCUCCAGAGAGCGUUUUGGAGCGCUGCAAUUAUAUCCGCGUCAGCGGCUCUGCCCGUGUGCCUUUGACCCCGAGUGUUCGAGAGCAGCUCCUGACCACCGUGCGGGAGUGGGGAUCAGGGCGAGACACACUCAGAUGUCUGGCCAUGGCCACUAGAGACAUGCCCCCUGACAUCCACAGCCUCAAUCUGGAGAACUCAGCUGCCUUUGCCAACUACGAGUCGGACCUGACCUUUGUGGGCUGCGUGGGGAUGCUGGACCCCCCAAGGAAAGAGGUUCUUGGUGCAGUUCGGAUGUGUCGCCAGGCUGGCAUACGAGUCAUUAUGAUCACAGGGGACAACAAAGGGACGGCUCUGUCCAUCUGCCGAAGGGUGGGCAUCAUCACCGAGCAGGAGGAGCAGCAGGAGGGCGCCGGGGUCAGCGGCGGGCUCACGGGCCGGGAGUUCGACGAGCUGCCGCCUCACCUGCAGCGCCAGGCCUGCCGGACGGUGCGCUGCUUCGCCCGCGUGGAGCCGGCCCACAAGAGCCGCAUAGUGGAAUAUCUCCAGAGUCUGAGCGACAUCACUGCC